This is a messenger RNA of Schistosoma rodhaini, 1788 nucleotides long. Lineage: Eukaryota; Metazoa; Platyhelminthes; Trematoda; Strigeidida; Schistosomatidae. The record is from the annotation of a GenBank genome assembly.
CUGAACGUUUAUGAUUAACAAUAUUGCACUUUCGGUCGAAUAAUAAAUAAAUUUAACAUUGGUAGAAUUUUCAAUUUACAUAGAUACACACACACACACACAAAUACACACCCUCUCUCUCACACACAGAGACGAGUUUCUGUCACAUAGAAACCAAACUGAUGACAUUCACAUAUGUAGUGUGGAGAGUGUUCUUUCUCUGUUAUCUUUCAAAAUGUGGGUAAAACAAUUUGUGGAUGACAUAAAUUUCUGGCAUAAUAUCUCAAAUGAGGCGUGUCAUAAAACUGCAAUAUAAUGUUUGUGUGACUCGUCUAAUUUGUGAGAAAAUACAAAGAGAAAAGAAGACUUGAACAUAAUUAUGAUUGGAAUACCAUCUAAGAUAUGUGAAAUGAUAACGCGAUACAACUUAUAUUCGAUUAGUAUAAUCAAUAUAAAUUGGCUCGACCUGAUUUCCUAUCGUUCAAUGGAAUUCGAUAUAGUAGGCAUGGAAAUUAACAGUAAUAGAAGUGAAUUGAUUGUGAGUGAUUUUAUUGGAAUUGGGUGGGAUUUAUCUCGAUAUUGUAAUGAUAGAUAUGAUUAGAUCUGAUUGUGUGUGGAACCUGUAUAAUUUGAUGGAUUUAAUCACUGGACUACAUAAUUCGUUUUGUGAGUGAACAUGAUUGUUGUCUAAUAUCCGUGAUUUUUAUUGUGAUGAAAUCGGAUUUCUUUGUGCAUGGAGUGUGUUAACGAAGCACAUUAAGAGAGAUAUCGAUUAGAAUGAGAGAUGAUCUGAUUGAUUGAUUGGAUUGAGAUGAAGAAUCUGUGUGGUUUGUCUGGUUACCAUUACACUUGGUUUAUUCGACCAGAACCAGUGUUGAUAUCUGUGUGUACAUGCCGACAUGUGAAGUUGUACUGGUUUGUGAUUUAUUAUUUUAUGUGAUAUACAUUUGUGUAGAAUCUCCAAUAAGUAUCGUAUCGUUGGUGAAUAUCUAGUAAGAGCAGUUCGGAUUGUUGAUGUGAUUGGUGUUGAAUAUUGUUUGGUUUUACCCUUUAUACCAUGGUAUAUUCAUCAUCAAAUUUAAUUUAUGAUUCGCGCAUAUUCAUCAACAAUCACUUGUCAGUCAGCGUUCAUAGAACACGGCUAACUAAAUACAUGCAUGAAUCCGAAUGAUUCGAUGUAUAAUUUAUGAUGCACAGUAUUCCAUGAACUGGUAGAAAAUGUGGUUCAUUUAAGUGUCAGUUGUCGUUGUCAAAUCCCAUAGAACAAUAAGAGAAAGUGAUCCGGUGAUAUAUUGGAAAUCUUCUUAUGCAUCUCCAUGUGUUCACAACACUAAACAUGCUCUCAUGGAAUGGGGAGACGUGGUUGUGUUUACAAACAGAAAUUGUUACUGAUUCAAUGCUAACCAGUAAAACAAAGAAUGCCAUCUACCAAAAUAUGUGGAUCAUCAUCAUCACCACAUUGAUUUGUUUUCAUGUCAUGUUCAUUAGUGUAGAUAUGUCUUGUUGAAACGUGCUAAUUAUUAGUGUUUGUUUUAAUGUAGUGAUGUGUUUAAUUUAGUGGUACAUUGCAAUUAACUGAUGUGUGAUUCGAAUGUCACGAAUUGUAAUGAUGCUCUCAUGGGAUAUGAAUAGAAUUCAUGAAUAAAUUCAUGUAGUUGAGUUUAAUAUUGUGCUGAAAUUAUAGUUUAUUAUUUUAUUCAGUGUUCCUUCUCUUCUAACUUGCAGGUGUAUUUUUCUAGUUCUAUUGAAUUAUUAUGUAUUGAUAUUUCUUUAUGCGAAAACGAAAGGAGUUUAGAAAGAUAAUCUCUC